AUGGAGCGAAAUCGCAAGAGACGAUACAGUGAAGCUGCUACUUUUGGUAGAACAAACCGAACGUCCGAUUUUGAGGAAGGAAGGCGACGUAGUGAGAGCGAUAAAUGGUCAUAUGGCUCACGAGCUUUCUCGCCUAAACGACGACGCCUAACAGAUACGAGGGGAGGGGAGAGUCAGGAGGAGGCGGUACCUUUAGGAUACAAGGCCUUGGAGGAAAUAUGGAAAGCAGAUUCAGAUGAAAAUAGGAUAUUGGAACUAGACCUCAGAUCUGAAAGAUUCAAAGCGUUGCUAAGUUCCAAGACAGAAAUAAAUCCAGGUGUCAUGAGGCUUACCAUCUGUGUACUCCAUCAGCUUUGUUGUUCCCGUAAUAUACUUUUAUGUCAUGUUGAAGAGUUGUUACAUUUGGUGAUAGAAACCAAUUUCAUGUGUUCACGACUGUCUGGUUUCGUCAGCCGAAUGACGUUUUAUGCAGGAUCAGAAUUUGAUAAGUUCCAAUCAUCUGAUCUGAUCUCCAGUUUGGCGGAAGUAUUUCUCCACUUCCUGCAGAGGUUUGGACGCGAAGUAGCUCACGAAAUUCCUGUGCCUGCGCUCGAAGACACCGUGAUGCAACUAAAAGCAAAGAGGCGUUUACACGAUGUAGGUACACUGGAAAAGAAAGUUUCCCAAGUCAAAGAACUGCGGCAAGAAGUCAUUAAUCAAGAAAUGAUGCCUAACUGGGACGAAGAAGAGGAGUUGGAAGUCGAGCCCCCGCAGAGUUUUCGAGAACUCAGUGUUUUCCCAAAAGCCUCAGAUCUUAGCAUUUCACAUAACCCCUUUCUCCGUGUCAAUGUUGUCGACCAGCGCGGCUACAGAGAUCUGGAACAUUACUUAGAUGUUCAGUUUCGGCUUGUUCGAGAAGACUUUAUCAUACCACUGCGGGAAGCUAUCAUGGAGCUUCGGAGGGACAGUGGCGGCCUAGCAGCUAGUGGCAGCAAGGACAAAGAACGCGCCAAAGACGUGUACUUCUACCGAGACGUCACUGUGUUGUAUCCCGUAUGUAAUGCAAAAGGAAAGGUCUACAGGAUCCGGUUUGACGCAUUUCACCACACUGUGAGGAAAGUCUCUUGGGACAGAUGUAAGCGUUUCAAGAAUGGUUCCCUCUUGUGUUUAGCACCGGAUGACUUUUACACGCCUUUUUUUGCCACAGUCGAGGGUCGAGAUCCCAAAGAACUUUGCCUGGGUGAGCUUGAUGUGCGAUUUGAAGGUGUGGAUCUCGAAACAUUAAAUGAAUGGAUCGAUUCCAAGACGAAAUUUGACAUGGUCGAAUCCAAAGCCUUCUUUGAAGCGUACAGAUACGUGUUAGAAGGUAUGAAAGAAAUAUAUCCUGGAGACUUGCCCUUUGAAAACCACAUUGUGAAGUGUAAGAGUGUCAUUGGUGCUCCAGAUCACAAGCAUCAAACGAACUUCGACUACAACAUGAGUGGAAUAUUACAAGGUGAAAUAGAUGGUAGCAGUGAGUUGCGCCCGUUUGUUGAAUAUGGCAUUAUCAGAGACAGAAACUCUGGAUUUGUGCAGCACCGUCUGACCUCGAGCGAAGAUGUGCUUUACAGUGACGAAGAAGACAUGUCCACUGAUAGCCAAGAUCUUGUGAACGCUUUCGAAUUGCAUGACUACCGAGACAGCCUGGGUUUUAACGACUCACAGCUGCGAGCAUUUCAACUGGCGCUGACCAAAAAGUUUGCUAUCAUUCAAGGGCCGCCAGGGACUGGGAAGACAUAUGUGGGUUUGAAAAUCGCGCGUGUUCUUUUGGAGACAGCUUCCCUCUGGGAAGGAGAGGAUGAGCCAACACCAAUUUUAAUGGUGUCUUACACGAAUCACGCCUUGGAUCAGUUCCUGGAAGGACUUCUGCCAAUGCAAGGGAUUGUUCGUGUCGGUGGGCGGUCUAAAAGUGAAAAACUUGAACCCAAUAUGCUCCACUUCGUUCGCGAGCAAGCUCGUGAAAAGAAGGAAAUUCCUGGCAGAAUUACCAGAGCGAGAACAAAGACUAACAAGAAAAUUAGAGCGCUGAAGGAGGAUGGAACUCUAGACCUGUCAAUACUGGUGAUGAAGCUUGCAAGAAGAGGAGUCCUGUCCUUUCAUUUAAUACAUCAGUUCAUGUUGGAACGCCACGCCCGGUGGUUUGAGAGAGAAUUCGACAACCAAGAUAAACGGAACGCGAACGAAUUCUUCUGUAAAUGGCUUGAUGUAGAGAAACAAGUGGCUGCAAAAGAUCUCAAGGACACAGAUACUUGUGAUUUCCAUGACGAAGAUUUUCAAAGGCAAGUUUCGUUCGGCACCUUUGCCGAUGAAGACGAUGCUCAAGAGGAAAGUGACUUCCGCAUCGCAACCAAGCCCUCAGAUGUGCUGAUUUGCGAAAUCAACGACUCUAAAAGACCCUUGCGACUACAAAGAAACCUCCAAGCUGUAGAAGUUAUGCCUGAGAACGAAGAAAAGCGCGUAUUCCUCUCACAAGGGUUAUCGCAACAACAGCGCUGGAAUCUAUACAGGCUAUGGCUCCAGAGAGCUGAGAAAAACUAUUUAAAACAAAUACAAGACAAACAACCCGAAUUCGAAAAAUUUCAGGCUCGCUUGAACGAGCUGCGGGAGGAGGAGAACGCAAUCGUUCUCAAGAAUGCACGUGUCAUUGGCAUGACAACCACCUGCGCCGGCAAAAACCGCCGUAUUCUUCAGCGGAUUCGCCCCAAAAUUGUUUUAGUUGAAGAAGCCGCUGAAGUACUCGAGGCUCACAUUAUUACUUCAUUGACUCCAGGCUGUCAGCAUUUGAUUUUAAUUGGUGAUCAUCAGCAGCUAAGACCCACCCCCGCAGUCUAUGAUUUAGCCAAGAGGUUCAAACUGGAUGUGUCCCUGUUUGAGCGAAUGGUGAAUGUUGGAAUGCAAUGCGAGAUGCUAAACGUACAGCAUCGUAUGAGACCUGAAAUCGCUGCCCUGAUGAAACACAUUUAUGACGAUCUAGAGAAUGACGAGUCGGUGGAGAAAUAUGAAGACAUCAAAGGAAUGAAGAAGAACAUGUUCUUCAUCAGCCACAAUUACACGGAAGUGUCGUGUUAUCAGUCGCACAGCCACGUGAAUGAGCACGAAGCCAAGUUUUUGGUCGCCCUAUGUCGAUAUCUACUGCAGCAAGGAUAUAAAGCCGAUCAAAUUACCCUGCUGACAACUUACAUGGGACAAAUGUUUGCCAUCAGAGAAUCUCUCAAAGCUGAAAAAGAUCAAUCCUUGAGAGGUGUCCGUGUGACAACAGUUGACAACUUUCAAGGUGAAGAAAAUGACAUCAUCCUUCUGUCACUCGUGCGCAGUAACAAAGAUAAGAAAGUCGGAUUUCUGAAGAUUGUCAACCGCGCAUGCGUGGCUCUCUCUCGUGCAAAGAAAGGUUUCUACUGCAUCGGAGACUUUGACCUCCUUUCCACUCACAGUGACAUCUGGCGGAAGAUUGUAACAGAUCUCAGAGCGAAUGGAAGAAUUUGCAGCAAUUUACAGCUGGUUUGCCAGAUUCACCACACAGAAGUCCGCGUCAAACUCGCCAGCGAUUUUAAGAAAAAGGUUCCUAAUGGGGGAUGCCAGCGUGAGUGUAACGUGCGGUUGGAGUGCGGUCACACAUGUAAACAGCUCUGUCAUCCUGAUGAUGUUGAACACGAGAACUACAGAUGUAUAGAGCCAUGCCGUAAUACCAUCAACGGCUGCUCUCACAAGUGCCCCAAGCUUUGCUUCGAAGCGUGUGAAACGAAUUGUGCGGUUCUGGUGCGGAAAAUGCUACCACUUUGUGGACACAUCAAUACCAUGAGGUGUGGUCAGGAUGAGAAAAGGGUGAAGUGCAAGGAAAACUGCGAAAAGAAGCUCCCGCAGUGUGGUCACCAGUGCCAAAACUUAUGUGGAGAACCAUGCACGAAAAACUGCAAAAAACUCGUUAAGAGACGGGAUUGGCCAUGUGGACAUGAUGUGACAGUCGCGUGUUCUGCUAAGCCCGACGAAUGCCCAGUACCCUGCUCCUCCAUAUUGGAAUGUGGGCACCAGUGUUCUGGAACCUGUGGAGAAUGUCGAAUGGGUCGAAUUCAUAAGCGGUGCAACCAAAGGUGUGAUUGUCUGUUAGUGUGUUCGCACAAGUGUAGAGAAUCUUGCAUCGCAGCGUGUCCACCGUGUUCAAGGCAAUGUGAAAACCGAUGCGUGCAUAACUACUGCGCGAGAAAGUGUGGUGAGCUGUGCGUGCCAUGCAGUGAAGAAUGCACGUGGAAAUGUCCGCAUCACAAGUGCUCUAAGCUUUGUGGGGAGUUAUGCAACAGGCCAAGGUGCAACGUACGGUGCAACAAAAUCAUCAAAUGCGGAAGACGUCGUCAUAUCUGCUACGGUUUAUGUGGAGAGCAGUGUGUUUGUGUCUCCUGUGACAAGAAUGACGGGUCUCCCAUUACUGAAAUUUUCUUUGGUGAGGAAGACCAAGACGAUGCACGUUUCAUCAAACUAUCAGACUGUAAACACAUAUUUGAAGUAACAGGACUUGACAAGUACAUGGACGACGAAGAAAGUGGCGCGAUUAAACUCAAGUCCUGCCCUCGCUGUCUCACCCCCAUUCGUACGAGCUUGCGAUACAGCAACGUUAUUAAACAGCAGCUAUGCGACAUAGAGAAAGUGAAGAUACGUUCCCACGGUCAUCCGAACGAGAUGAGACUCACCAAGCAGAAAUUACAAGCACGUCUUACAGGCUUAAAAACGAUUUUUGCCGACAAGAUGGAGGAGUGGAAAAGUCUGGAGAGCAGUUUGAAAGGAAUGGCCAGAGUAACAGUGGCAGUUACAGAAAACCGGGUGAUGUUUAUGGAGAAGUUUUGCGUAAUGAGACAGAAGUUGGAUCAAUGUUUUCUCUGCCAUGCACCUCGAAACUUGAGCACUGACAUCGUUAUGACAGCUAUGGCAGUGCAGAAGGACUUAGAGUAUCUGAGGAAACGCUUCAUGUCUCAGGGAGUCACAGAGAGGGAACUGCAUGAUAUAAGAGUUGAAUUCAGUCGACAAAACCUCCAACUUGAGCUGUGUUUGUUGUGGCACAACGCCAGGAGCCUGGGCUUAAACCUUAAGAGGAAUUACCGUAAAACUAUGACGUCGAUACAAGAUGAACUGUCCAGCGGCAGAAUUGUGAAGGAAGAGAGACUUGAUAUGUACCUGGGAAAGUUGGGUGAUAUCAGGCGCGCCCACCCAGCUCUCUUGCCGUUGACACCUGAGGAAAAAACUCAGAUCGUGGCAGCCAUGAACUUCAAAACGGGUCAUUGGUUCAAAUGUCCCAAUGGACACGCCUACGUCGUUGGUGAGUGCGGUGGCCCCAUACACAGAACCACGUGUCCUGAUUGCGGACUUGUGAUUGGUGGAUCAAAUCACAGUCUGGAGGAAGGAAACCAAUUGGCUUGGGAGAUGGAUGGUGCGAGGCGCAAGGCAUGUAAACAUUGUUAAUGAAACAUUGAAUGGUUUUACCAUGAACUUUAACUUAAGCCCACAUUUUACAUGUGUAUUUUUUUUCUACUCCACUGCAGUCCUUGAGAAGGUGUAAUAUUACCUUUACUAACAAAACGCAGAACCAAAAUUAUUUGUGGCGAUUUGCACUAAGUGAGAAUUUUUUUCGCCUCGCUCCUUGUGAAGUUCCCACACUUUUUUUCAAUUUUAUUUUCUAUUUCAUUGUUACCAGCAAUUAAAAAGGUUUUUUUUCUCAAGUUCCAUUGUGCAUGUCAGAUUUUCUGGCGGCGUCCUCCGUUGUUUUGUCUCAUAGCUGGUUAACCUUUGCUUGCCUUUCAUAAGCCCUCGAAACUUUUAAAUCGUUGACUAGGGGAAGCAUUUGAUUUACCAGGAAAUAAUUUAAAGUUGAAGAUUAUUAACUCAACAGUAGUCUAGUUAUGAUUUAUUUUCUAAAGUAACACUCAACACAGACCAAGAGAGCAAUUUUCAAUUGAGAGUCGAAAGUAGAGCAGGAUUUCUUUGUUUUUGUUUUUUUUUUGCUCUGUCAUUGGUCCAGAAAACUUAUGUCACUCUCUCAACCAAUCAGAUGCAAAACUAAAACCAAUCACGACUUGGUCGCCCGCGUUUUCCCGCGCUUCAGGAAGUUUGGUUGUUUUAGCUUUGAGAUCUCAUUGGUUCUUAAAGGCAUUUUCCUUCCUUUUGAUUGGCCAUUGUGAUUACUUUGGUUUUGGAUUUACUACACUCAAUCGAGAAACGCUCUAUAGACAGCUUGAGCAAAAGGAAUCGUACAA
This is a messenger RNA of Pocillopora damicornis (cauliflower coral), 6257 nucleotides long. RefSeq names its product NFX1-type zinc finger-containing protein 1. The record is from RefSeq and is a predicted model, not a curated record. Gene Ontology annotation, cellular component: nucleus; nuclear RNA-directed RNA polymerase complex. Gene Ontology annotation, molecular function: zinc ion binding; helicase activity. Gene Ontology annotation, biological process: regulatory ncRNA-mediated heterochromatin formation. Lineage: Eukaryota; Metazoa; Cnidaria; Anthozoa; Scleractinia; Pocilloporidae.